Molecule: messenger RNA, 2151 nt
Organism: Lottia gigantea (owl limpet)
Lineage: Eukaryota; Metazoa; Mollusca; Gastropoda; Lottiidae
Exons: 3
Coding region: 1-2151 (716 amino acids)
Source: RefSeq, a predicted model, not a curated record
AUGAUUUUGGAGGCUGUAAUUGAAGAGAAGAAAUUCUCAGGACUAUCUCCUUUAAAGUUUGAGGAUCUGUUUGAUAUGGAUGAAAUAGAUGAAAGUGCAUCCAAAUCAUCCCUUCAAGAUGAUAUAGCAACAUCCAGUAUUUCUCAACCAACAUGCAGUAAAUAUGGAGCUGAUUUUAGCCCUAUUUCAGUUUGUAUUGAACUCUCCGACUCUGACUCAAGUACAUGCUCAUCACAAAGUGAGAUUCUGGCUCGAAGAAAAAAAACAGCUCAAUUAUCAAAAAAUUUGAGUCGUUUAAAAAUUGAGAAAAGUGGAAAGGAACCCUUUCUGAAUUAUUUAGGUCUGGUUCCAAAUGCCAAAGCUAUCUCGAUACAAAACGAAACUGAGCAUAAAGAUGUUGCUGACGUAGAUUGUGAGAUAAUUGGAGUUGAGGGUCUGGAUGAAUGUGACAAUGUGCCUAUGACGUCACCCCGUACGCCUCACUCUCUGAUGUCACAGUUGUCAAGAGAUGUUGAAGGAAGUGCUAGGAAACGGUUAUUUUCUCUAUCUGAAAGUGUUGAUCGACUCAGUGACUCUGAAUUACAUGAUAGUGGAAUUUAUUUACGAAAGACCAGCAUCCAAGGUUCAUUACUUGGAAUAGAUUUCUCAUCCUAUCUUGGACAGCGAAUUCGAAGACAUGUGAAAGCAGACGUCUCAAAUAUUAUAAAAAAUCCAGAAACUUAUUGUACUACUACUUGGAUCAAAAAUGACAUGAUUGAAAAAUUGAGACAUCGACAAUCUGAUUAUCCAGUUACUUUUAGAUUCAAGAAAAAAGGAAGUAUUAGACAUAGGCGAUGCCAUGAAUACAAAUUCAAUGCUAGUGAGCGGCGUGAAUUCAUGCGUAUUGCAAAAACUGGACUCAAUAAAGAAGGACGUAGAUUAAAGCGACUUAUGAAAAGGGUGUCUGUUGUUUUAUAUCGUGUCAAACCUUCCGUGAUUGAAGAAUGGAGAAAGCCCAAACCAAAACCAAUUUGGAUUGAUGAUGACAUCAGUAUUGUUGAAAUUGAACCUGCUCCUGGUAGCAGCUCUUCAUUUUUUGGCGGUCACAAUGUAUCAAAUAAUCAUUAUUUAAAUCAUCGUGCUGGUCCAUCAAACCAGCUUUGGCGCCAAGAACCUCGUCCACAAUUUCUGGUUAAAAAAGACCAGAGAUCCUCCGAGUUAUUAUUUUUGCCUUUGGCAGGACAAAAUCGUAAUAUUUUUCCAUACUCCAACAGUUGUAUGCAGUCUAGAAGUGAUAUGGGACCUGCAAACAGACGAAAACAAAACUUUUCACAAUUACGCACUGAUCUCAGUCUUGUGGAUUCUCUCCAAAAUGGUAGCUCAGACUCAAAUAGGUGUUUUCCAUUCAAUUAUGGAGUUUCUAAUUCAAGGUCCAAUUUGAAUGGAGCAAAUAGUAACAUUCUUGACAAUUCCAUUUUAAAACAUCAUUUAUCCUCAGAUAUGUCAGAAAAUAUUCCAGCCUUGGAUUUCAGUGACCCAAAAAUAUUUAGUCGAUCUUUAAAUCGACCUGGUCCACUAUCGUCAAAAACUUCAAAUUAUUCGCGACCUGGUCCUUUAUCGUCCAAAAGAGAUUUCAAGACCUCUAGACCAGGUCCUCUCUCGUCCAAACAGGGCUCAAAUCAUCAACCAGGAAAUAGUCUGGUUCGAUCAAACAGUAUCAGACCUGAUUCACCCAAUGUCUUGAAUCCAAAUGCUUACCCUCAUCUUCAAAAGAAUUUAUUACAACCCUUAAAUCAGAAUGCUUUCUCCCAAAGAAAUAUCGCGCCAAAACCAUCUGCUAGUGGGUCAUUGGCCAUUUCCUCUGUGUAUAGCAUAUCCAGUGUCAGUUCGAGUGGCAGUGCAGUGAGUCAUUCAGCAGUGUCGGCUAAUUUAAACAUACAAAUUGGUCAAAUUGGAUCGUUGACUGGAGGUACUGAAAGUCAAGUAGCUUAUCCUACAGGAAUAAAACCUAACGAAUAUCUGACUAAUAUUCCACCUAAUUUAUCUCUUUCCAAUGUGGCUUCUUGCAAAUCUUUGUCGGUGAGCAAAAUGGCUGAAUAUGUGGUAGAAAAGAAUGUUGAUAGUGAUACGAACGAGGUUGUUGAAGUUAUUUGUAUUGAAGAUGAUGAUUAG